GUGCGGUCACAUUGUAGUCCGUCAAAGUAUCAUCAGCAAGUUGUGAAUUUUUGUAGUUUUACAAAUAAAUGGACAGAAAUAUGGAGGUUGACGAGGAAGAAUUCGAAGUGCCAUCCAGCAGUAGCAAGGGCGAAAAGAAGCGUUUCGAGGUUAAAAAAUGGAACGCCGUGGCUCUUUGGGCCUGGGAUAUCGUUGUCGACAAUUGCGCUAUUUGCCGCAACCACAUAAUGGAUUUAUGCAUCGAGUGCCAGGCUAAUCAGGCCUCUGCCACCAGCGAGGAGUGCACCGUGGCCUGGGGCGUUUGCAAUCACGCCUUCCACUUUCAUUGCAUUUCGCGUUGGCUGAAGACACGCCAGGUGUGCCCCCUGGACAAUCGCGAGUGGGAUUUCCAGAAGUACGGUCACUAGGCUGAACUAUAUGACGUGUCUCCUUCCCCACAAACACACAAAACACACAACACCACACCACACCACACCGUUCUCCUUCUCCAAGAAACGGCUUGCAGCAAGCACCCAUUGUUCUUGGGUCGACCCCACCUUGGCCACGAAGCCAGCCCCGGGAUAUUUGAGGACAGACACACCACACAACCUCCUGGAUCAGAUUAACAUUAACAGCAGUACGGCGCCAAUGGAUUCAGUAAACUCUUAGAUGUAAGCCUCGUUCCACGAAACACAACUUUUUACACAAUUAAAGAAGAAUGUCCUGAAUAUACGU
Molecule: messenger RNA, 714 nt
Organism: Drosophila subobscura
Lineage: Eukaryota; Metazoa; Arthropoda; Insecta; Diptera; Drosophilidae
Gene: Roc1a
Product: RING-box protein 1A
Exons: 3
Coding region: 69-407 (112 amino acids)
Biological process (GO): protein ubiquitination; ubiquitin-dependent protein catabolic process
Cellular component (GO): nucleus; cullin-RING ubiquitin ligase complex
Molecular function (GO): zinc ion binding; cullin family protein binding; ubiquitin protein ligase activity
Source: RefSeq, a predicted model, not a curated record